UGUCCCUGGUGCUUGCGCCCUACCCGGUGUUUACUGGCCGGGAAGGUCACCCACGUGGGGGUGCGGCUCGGACUCGGUGCGAGGAGAUGUUGGGCGCGGUGCCGUCCCCGGGGCUUACCGGGCGGCGCUCCGCGCUGGCGGCUCUGGGGGCUGCGGCCGCCGCGCUCAGGCCCUUCCUGUGCGGCCUCCCCGGCUGCCGAGCUCCCCGGCGCGGCCUGGGCCAGGUGCCGCGGCAGCACCCGGACUCCGGGCUCCAGCUGCGGCUCCCGGAGGCGGCCGAGGCGGCGCGGCUGGUUCUGGAGAGGGCGCGGCCCUCCCCCCCGCUGCGCAGGUUCAUCGCAUGCCCCGACCUGGCCCGCGCCGUGCACGCGAGCCUGGAGUGUGGCCCGGCCUGUGGCCCCGAGCCAGUCGUCCUGGAGUGCGAGCCAGGUCCUGGAGUCUUGACCCGGACGCUACUCAAUGCAGGUGCCCGAGUGGUAGCUCUGGAGAGUGACAGAGCUUUCCUUCCAGAAUUACAGUCUCUGGAGAACAGCCUACAUGGACAAUUAGAAGUUGUUCAUUGUGACUUCUUCAGAUUGGAUCCUUUGGGCUGUGGAUCUAUGAAACCACCUGCUAUGUAUUCUGAGAAACUUUUUGAAAAUUUGGGCAUCUUGGCAGUUCCUUGGACAGCAGAUGUUCCUGUAAAAAUUAUUGGAUUCCUUCCGCAAAAAAAGGAAAGAAACACUCUUUGGAAGUUUAUCUUUGUCAUGUAUGAACGCAGUUCCAUAUACAGAUAUGGAAGAAUAGAACUGAACAUGUUUGUUAGUGAAAAAGAGUACAAGGUAUUGACUGCAAAACCUGGUGAACUAAGGAGUUAUCAAGCAUUAAGUGUGCUAUUGCAAACUGCCUGUGAAAUUCAGCUUCUCCACAUGGAACCUUGGUCCUCAUUUUUGACUAAUUCAAAAACCAGGGGACUUGCAAUACCGAAGAGCGUGCUGCUGCCAAACGACCACUUAUGUUUAGUACGAAUGACCCCACGGAGGCAUUUAUUUACAGGUGGCAUGACAACCACAAAUUCAUCUACUUUUAUUCAUAUGGUAAAACAGUGUCUUGCUAAACGCAAGUCUAAACUAAUUGAUAGACUUAACUCAUGGAGUCCAGACAGUGGGAGUAAAAUAUUAAGGGAGCUGGAAAUACCGGAAAACAUUAUAACAGGCAAUUUGUAUCCAGAAGAGUACAGACGCCUUUUUGAAGCUAUGGAACACUCUAAAGAAUUUAGUCAAAGUUGGCUCUAUGAUGAAGUCUUGGAAAAUAACAGGAACAUAAAUUUCUAAAUCUAAACCUGCUGGUUUUGAAACAAAUUAUUUGUUUCAGUGACUAUAUUGUGAUGCAAAUAAUAAGAAAUGGGCUCAAAAUCUUAGAAUUCCAUCAGUAAAGAUUAUUUUGUCCCCUGCACAAAUCAGAAGAUUAAAGUCGCAUGAGAUGCAACAGCCUGUCUAUACAGGGGAAAAAAACUGUUUAAACCACGUGUAGGCAUGGCAGUUAACAGGUCAUUCUGUAUGCAUGGGAUUGAAAUCAAACGUUGCAUCUUCUCUAGCAGCAUAAUGGCAACUGUUGUUGCUCUUGGAAUAUGACAUAAAAUGUACUGCCUUUGUUGCUACUCUACUGUAUAUUUGUUAUAUUUUAAAUACUGUGAGACCAAAUACUUGUACAAUUUGGAUUUGGUUGUCAGCAUACUUAAUUAUUAUGAUUAACUCUUUCACAGUGCCCCAAAAUGUUUAGACCCUUUACAAAUAUAAGACCUAUUUUCCUUCUCCCUGGCCUAAGGAACAUAGUCUAAAAUGAACAUGAUACAAUAAUAGUUACGAAUAAAGGGGUGAGGAAAAAUGGGAGAGUGAAAAACAACAGUAGAAUAAUAUGGGUACUCAAGUUAGUUAUAUGUGUUCCUUUUUUUAAUGUAUGCUCUGCAUUAUCUAGAAAUUUCAAAAGUCAGAAGAUGUUGAUCACUCUUCUACAUAACCUGCCACCCAUCCACAUGCAUAUAGGCUUUGCUAUCUUAUUUGCAUCUAAAAUUUUUCCACCAGACCUUUAAACGUGCAAGCCAUGAAAAUUCUCUCUUCCCCACAACCUAUACCCUUUAUAUAAUUGUUAAAAUGUGUGUAUAUUAUAUGCAUAUAAGCACAACUCACUAAAAUUUUAUUCCUAGCCAGAGUAUUUGUUUACACUCUCCUCAGCUACUAUUCUCCCUCAUUAACCAACUCUUUCCUAUUUCCCCUGUCCAUUUGGUGUUGAGGCUGGUGGGGAGUGGGAGGUGUCAAGGAAUGUUCCUUUAAGUGUCCAGGUACAAGACAACAGCAUAUCUGUUAAGUAUAGGCUUGGGUAGCUCAGAUACUGGGAAGUUGUGCUGCUUCAGUCUCUGCUAAUGGAGAAGUGUGUCUUGAUUCUCCAGGAGGGAUGGUAGAAAGCAGUGGCUGGGCCAUUAUCCCUGCCCUACUACUGUAGUCCCUGCUACUGGAGAUAAUCUGCGGACAAUCUAUUGCAAUAUUUAAAUGCUGAAACUGCUAGAAGGUCUAUUUCAUGUACUCUCCGUUCCAUCCUACAGCAUUAACUAAAUCCUGGAAUAAUUCUUGCAUAUUGGAAUUAUCUUCCCAUUCACACCUUUCCUGACACUUAGAUAUUAUAAGAAUCUGUAUUUACAAAGUGAUCACCGUUGCUGAGUUAGCAUAAAACAGGAGCAAUUUAGUUUCUGCUGUAGCAGUAAUAGGUGAUAACUGAAUGUUCUUGCUGAUGCAGCCAUCCAGCAAGAGUUAAUAUUGUAACUCCUCCUGUGCGUUUUUUUCUCAGGCAUCAAAUGCCUGGUUCUUGUUGCAGCAAGAUAUCUGCACUAAAUCAAGAUGCUAAAGAAUAAAGGGGAGAUUGUCAUUAUAGAGUGACUGACUUUUACCUGUGUUAUUGAUAACACUAAAAUAUGUGAGCAGUGAAUUGGAAAAAAAUUUACUGUCACUCUUAAUGCUAUUUGUUUACAAAACAAUAAGGCAAAGCACACACUCAAGGAGUCGGUAUAGGGUAUAGUGUUUGGAGCAGGGGAUUGGGAAUUAGGAGAUUUGAGUUCUGUUCCUGGCUCUGCGAUUAAUUCUAACCUUGGGCACCUCUUUGUCCCCUUAUGUAAAAUGGGGAGAAUGAUGCCUGCCUUUGUAAAGUGAGAUCCCAAAAGGUACAAUAAGUGUAAAAUACUGGCUUUAUAGCAGUCAAAUUGGACAUGAAAACUGAAGUGUCUAUAGCUUCGCUUUAAUCUUAUGCGCUAGCCCAUUGUUGCAAUGAUCUGUUGCUGACUGCCAUAGAGCAAUGGUAUAAUGAUUAUAUUGGUCUGUUUAACAUUAAUAUUAGAGUAAAUGCAACAACUAAGUGCUCUUUUCUAAUUUUUUUUUUUACCCAGAGUCCAUGUGGAGGGAUUGUAUAUUUAUAAAGAAGUCCUUAUUCCAUACCACUGUAGUGUCCUUCCAGCACUUUUAAGGCAGCACAGUAGUUGGUGCUUUUGUAUAUAUUCUGGCGUAUGUGGGCCUUACUUAGCAGCUGUUCCACAACAUGAUACCAGGGUUACGGUUGGUGAGGAUGUAAUUGAGUUAAUAAGGACAGAAACAGGAGAUGCGUCCAACACAAAGCUGGUUGUAAUUGUGUGGCAAAGAAGAGAGAGAGCUGUAGUCAUGGGACGGUCAUAUCUGAAAUCUUCAGUUUGCAAUAGUUACUUAAUCCAAACAGCAAUUAAAAAUGUUUGGUCAUCUCUUGAGUAUGCCCUUCAAGAUGUAAUGAGAUGAGACUAUUUAUAGGCAUUCUAUUGACAAGUUAAACAAUAUUUCUACUCAGAGGGCUUGAAAUAUAAUAUUGUCUGGCUUGUAAAACAAAUCGUCUUUUGGAAUGAAAGUUGAAUGCUGAUCCAGGCACUCUGAUUCUUUGCUAUGGAGGAGAACCAGCUUCACGUGGAAGUCUGUCUUUAUUCCUAACCAGACUGGGUUCAGUAUGCUCAGUUACUGGGGAGAAAAUAUAUCCAGAUUUUCAGUAGUGUCCUCUGCAGGUGACUGAGGAGCAGUAUCAGUGGGCUUAGAAAGAGGACCUGUGUACUUAGGAUAAUGGUUGUGCUGUGGGAGAAGUAAAGUAGAUCAAAAUGGGGGGUUAUUUCAGGGGACCCACAGAACUGCUCUGAGCAGGGGAACUGGGUGGAAAAAGGAAUUGUGAAAGAAAAUGCUUUGCAUCUCUUGUGUUGAGUUACAAGUAAUAAUUAAUACAUUUAUGUUGUGGAAAAUGUAGGAAAGAAUGAUUCCAGAACAGACCUUGGAUUUGGCCUGACCAUUAGAGAAAUAUGUCUCAGCCUGCCCUCUCAACCUGCUGAGUUUGUGCUAAUUGAAACAGGCCUGCCAGUUUGCAAGGCCUGUGCUAAUUGUAGAAAAAACAUCCAGAAACAAAGAGCUUGUUCUAAAAGUAACAAGAUAAUGGCUGUCCUUUAUGGCUGAUACAACUUUGUUUUCCUAAACUCCAGAAUAAGAUUUGUGAUGAAUAGACUUAUUGAAGUCUGCCAUGUCCCAGUGAUUUUAGAAUGGUAUAUUAAAGGAUGGGUAGGUGAUAAAAUGCAAAUGUGACAGGAUAUAUGUUGGAGUGUAAGUGUGAUUCUAUGUAUGAUUAAAUGAGGAAUGAAAGGUUAAAGGUUGAGGUGUCAGCCUUAAAAUAAGACUGUUUGGCUGAAGAAUACAGUGGACAAGAUAGCCUGAUAACCCUGAGGGCAUACUUGCCCAAAGGACAGGAGGGCAAAGAACUAGAUAACAUACUGUCAUUCCGUCAUUGCUGUGCCAUCUGCGUGAUUGAUUACCACUUCAAACAUAAGAACAGCAUGACAAGGCAAAUACAUGAGGAUGGAUCCCUGUAAGAAUAGACCCUGAAGACUCAGGACUUUGGGGUCUGAUUCUGCAAACCAACUCACAUCUCACAAGGCCCUGCUCCCUCCUCGUGUCCAGGCCACCUGGCCAGUGGCUUGGCACAAGCAACUCGAAGGCUGAUAACUAUGAUGAUAACCUUGCAGAACGUGUGUGUGUGUGUGUGUGUGAGAAUGUGAAAUUGAAUGGAAUGUUCUGGCUAUAAUUGACUGCUUACUAUGAUUCUUUCUGUAUUCACAAUGUGGCAUUUUGCCUUAUCCCCUUUAAUAAGAUCCUGCUGAUUUUUAUUUUAUUGGCAUAACAUAUAUCAUUGUAGGGUUUAUUCUGAAAAAAAAAAAACCUGCAUUUCACAAAAUAUGAAAUGUACCUGUAUAUUCUAUCAAUUGUUUUUCUAGUUUGUUUCAAAUAAUUCUAACCAUAAUUCUCAGACUUUCACAUGCCUAAAUUGUUUGAAAAGAUUUGGUGUCAAGCUGUUUUAUUCAUAUGGAGCAGGGCCCUGCAAAAUGAUCCUGUACUUUAGUGCCACAAUAGCCAUGCACAUCAUAAAGGAUCAUAGCAGCAUCAGGUAAAGAUAAAAUGUAUGUAUCUAUAUACUGAUGUGUCAAGAAGCACAUAAAGGCAGGGAAAAGUUUGAAAUGGCAUUUUGAUUUGUGGAGGAGAUUCCUAAUGAAGGUCUGUGCAAACGGAUGCCGUAGGCUUAAAUAUCUUUUUGACCACUGGUCCAUGACCAGUGCUUAGAACAGGGCUUGAAAGCAUUUCUGCUUGCUCUGCCAAAGUAUUCCUUGGCCUUAGUGACAUAAUUCAUUACAAUUGUGGCUAUAACUUGUUUUGAAUGUUAACUGUUAAAAAGUGUAUUAAGGAAAACUAAUCCCUCUGCUAUUGUUAUCUCUUCCAAUAAAAUGCAAGAAGUCAUUUGAAGCCUAGUCAAAAUAGUUCGUGUUGGACCCAGAGGAAGGAACUAAAUUCCAAUGUGAAAUAAAUUGAAGAAAAAUAUCAAGACCUUGUUAUUCAGACAUUUCUCCUCUUCAUUCUGUUGAGCCAUGGUAAGUGCUUUGGAUUGAAACAUUUUUGAACUAUUGAGAGGCUUAAAGGUAUUGAAAAAAUGAUUCUAACUGAUUCCCAUGCUUUAAUAUCUUGCUUCCCCACUCCCAAAAUUCUGAUGUGAUUUUUAGCAAUCAGUAUCCCAAACAACAGAUAGUUUAAUGCCAUUUGAAAGCUGGAAUCAGAGGGUUUUUUUAGAUGGUAAAGCCUUGGAUUCCAGCUGCAAUAUUUGUGAUAGUAGCUACUAUGGUAUGUCUGAAUUAAUACCAGGGCUAGAAACAAAUGCUGGCUCUGGUUGCUUUGGGAAUAUGACUAUAAGCCUUUUGCUAGUUCCUUAGAACAGAAAGGCUAUUGUGACACUGGUUCAGGACUGCAUAUAGAUGCAUACUCUAUAUAUUCAAUAAACUUUUGUGCUAUGGAUUAGUAUAACUUUAAAUUCCUGGAGGAAUUUAGAGAAUUAAAAAUAACUCCUUGAAAGUGUAGUGAAAUAUAUACUUUAAUUCAGUUUCUUCUUGUAGUUUUCCUUAGAGGAAAGUAUACGUGUUGCAAGGGAGAGGAGCAUCAAAUUAUGUAAUUCAAAAGCGUAAAUUGGUGCAAUUGGACCUUCUUUUUACCUCACAACAAUGAAAAAGAACACUUAAUUUUAUGACUGCAAAAUAUAUUUUCAUUCUUAAAUCUUAUAAGCAUGUAAACUUUAAAUAAUCAAUUUUGGUAGACACGUGUUGGCUUUACUUAUAUGAUUAUGCAUAUAGUGCCUUAAAUUUGCACUGAGAAAUGUUCCCAUCCCUAAAGAUGGAGAUAAGAUUACAGCUACAUACUACUACAUUGUCAGUAGUUUUAAUGCUUUUAGCAGUUCUAGCUGUAAGAUGCAUCUUAAGGUGACUUGAAAAGGAGAAAGGAAAAAAAGGGUUGAAGUCUUUAUUUACUGCCUUAUGUGUAAAAGAGACCUAAAAAUAGGGUGUUGGAAGUUUUGUUUUCUGAAAAGUAUCUGACUUCUUAAAACUUUAAUCCCCAUGCCCCAUCAUGCAUACAUGUAUAAUCAAGCCUAAAAUCACUUUCAUUUUUUCAGAUUUUAUAAAAGCGAAGCUAGAAAUCACAUAAAGGAAACAGAACUACAUAGAUUUGGUGUCAUUUCGUAUCAAGAGAUCAAUAAGUCACCAAAAUACUACAUAGAAAGAUAAUUAAUUCAGCAGAGCAUAUAGAAAAUCAGGUAGCAUAGUAAACUCAAAACAUUUCUUUGGCCAGGACACUCCCAUUGACUUCAGUUGCAAUUCUAUGUUCUAAGGCUUGCAGCAGCAGUCCUAUAAGAGCAGCAUAAUGAAUUUCCCUAUUUCUGCCAGUUGCACUGAAUACAUCUCAAGUUCACACCAGAUCGACAGCUUAUCAUACUAAAAUAUUUAAAAUUGUGUGAUGCAGAAAAAUUGUGGAGUAUCUCCUUUGCAUUUUACAUAUUAUUGCAGCACUUAAUUUAUAUAGUAUUGUCAUAUAAAAUGGCAAGAUUUUAAAAUUACCUUGGAUACUAAUUAAGUUGUAAGCUCCUUGGGGCAGAGUCUGUCUCCUAUAGGAACAGCAUCUGGACCUCAGGGUUCUAUUGUGUAAUACAGAUAAUAAAAGAUUGAUGUGGCAGUUUAAAUUCCACAGAAUAACAUGAAUGACUGUAAAUAAAGCUUUUGAAGAAUGUCUACUUUGAAUUCACUGAUGUGAUGUAUAUAGUUUCAUGCAGGUUCAGCCUUAUUAGUUAAAUAAUCACUGCUUUGUUUCAUAUAUUAUUUGUUAGGAGCACUGUUUAGGCAGACAGACUUGCUAUACCAAAUCAGAGCAGCAAUCCAUCAUGUUUUGUAUCUUGCCUGUGGUUCGUUCAUGUGAUGAAAAUCUCACUCAUGCCCCUAACCUCUUUUAUAAUAACCUACAUCUCAGGGAAAACUUCUUGAAUCACUGUGAUGAUCUGUUCACAUCUUCAGUUAUGAAUCCGGAAUACUUACAUCCUGCUAUAUGUAAUUACCAGUGUUAUUGGUCAUAAAAUUACCUAGCCACAAUAGUUAAGGGCAUACCUGCCUUUCCUGUGAAUUCCAACAGGUUAUCAAAUGUAUGAAGAAGUAUUUCACUUAUUUCUAGCCAUUAAUUUCAGUGGUACAGGAUUAAUUUUUCUCUGUGUGUGUGUACACAUAUAUAUGUAUAUAUAUGUGUGGGUGUGUAUAUAUAUAUGAGACUUGAGUUCCUGUAUUUUUUUUUAUUUUGAAAUGUUUACACAUAAUAGAUGAUAGUUUAGCUAUGCUUCCUCUAAAUCGAAAGGGCUUUGCAAAAUGUAAUUAACAUAAUAUCAUGAUGGCCCAGAGUAGUUUUCCUGUGUAUGAAAAUGGGGACCAUAAAAACAGUUAAGGCCUAGAUCCUUAAAGGUGUUUAGGCACCUAACAUUGAUUUUAAUCCCUUUGAGGAUCUGGGCCUAAAUGGCUUCCGCAGGGAUGGAGAGCAAGUCCAUGGCAGAUCUGGAAUUAAGUCUCAAUUCUCAGAAGUUAUCAGCUGGCAUCUUGUGCUUAUUCAGCAACUCAUAUGCCUCAGCGUUGCCUACCCAUAAUUGCUCAAGGUAGACAUGCUGUUCUAUGCUUUCCACUCAACUAGUGAAAAAACAGUUGUUUGACAAUACACUCUGGAAUACCAUAUCCAACUGAAACUAGGGGUAGCUUAGGUAAAAAGAAUAGAAUUUGAACCAGGACAGAUGCGUAUACUAUUGUAGAAUAUAUCAUGGAAGGUAUAUUCACUAGAAGUGCUCAGCACCUGUAUUUUACAAGCCCUCUGAAAGUCAGUUAUCAAGCUAGAAUGUUAAGUUCAGUACUGACUAGCAGUCCCCCCUUCUGCAUCACCAGUGCCACUUCCUUCGGCUAGACCCUGUAAUGGUCUGACUAGAUAUUAGAGCCACAGGUGAAUUUGGUGACCUCCCAUAAAUGUAAAAAUGUGGUACAAACAGGUAAAUUUUCCACUUCUUGUUGGAGUGAGUCUACACAUGUAUAUAGUUUGGCUUUAUAGAUUACAACAAUAUAAAUCUCAGCCUAAAUUGGCUAUUCCUAGAGUGUCCCUAAAAUUGCCAUUAUCCCAGUCACAACCUUCAGCAUGGUUGCAAACAGGUCCAAGAGGAGUGUGACCAUCCUCCCUUUCUUUAUGGCUGAAUGAGAGUCCUGAAUUUUUUUCCCUUUUAAUUAACGGUCUAACCAUAUGAAAAAGGUUGAGAACUACUGUUCUUGUUCCUCAGCCAAGGAGACAUUCUGCUUGGAGCUUAUAGAGGCCAGCAGCCAGCAUGAGUCAGCAGUAACUACUAUUCUUCAUCAUUAUCGAGCAGAGUUCUAGCACCUGAUCUCUAGAGUGGAUCAACCAAGAAACCCAGCAUUUUAUCACUUUACUUGUGGGUAUAUUUCUAAAUAUUUAACGUUACUCUCCAAAAUAGGAAAAUCAGACUUUUAAAAAAGUCUUAUACCCACACAAUGUUACUAAAACUCAAACUUUUACUUUCAGGAGUAUUGUCUGAAAAAAAUAAAAAAUAAUAAUGCCCUGUAACAUACUUGACUCAUGCCUGCAAUGAUGGGAGAUGAUUUUCACCUUGUAAUUAUCUCCAGGAAGUGAGUCAGCAAUAAAGUAGUUACACCUCUUGGCUGACAGCUAAGAAAUUAUAGUAAUAUUGACUAAGUUUAUUUCUGCCCUCCUAAGAAAGUUAUACCACGUGUUUCUGAGACAGGAAUGGGACAGAAGAACAAAAGUCAAUUUAUAAAACUAAUCAUGUAAAAGGUCAGCAUGUAAUGUCUGUCUAAUCUAUAUGAGAGAUUAUUAUAAAUCCGUGCUAGGCUUCAAAGUCCUCCGGCUGCUUUUUUCAAAUAUACACAUAAGAAUCAUUCACUUCAACCUAGUG
Messenger RNA from Gopherus evgoodei (Goodes thornscrub tortoise), 9843 nucleotides. It is a transcript of the gene TFB2M, whose product is annotated as transcription factor B2, mitochondrial. Gene Ontology annotation, cellular component: mitochondrial matrix. The transcript has 8 exons. Gene Ontology annotation, molecular function: mitochondrial transcription factor activity; rRNA (adenine-N6,N6-)-dimethyltransferase activity. Gene Ontology annotation, biological process: rRNA methylation; transcription initiation at mitochondrial promoter. The record is from RefSeq and is a predicted model, not a curated record. Bases 87 to 1313 code for a protein of 408 amino acids. Lineage: Eukaryota; Metazoa; Chordata; Testudines; Testudinidae.